UUCCUAUAAAAGAUUGUCUCGAAACUGGGGUAGUUAUCAGUUCGAGUUUUGACAUCGUCUGAAGAUGAAGUCGAUAGUGAUCUUGAUAACCCUUGCGUUAGCACCAGGGCUGCAAUCGCGGUCUCUGAUCCGACCACAACCUAGCCCGGCAGUACCUAUACCUAUCCCCAUUCCUGAAAUCGAUGUCGACCCAGUACCGAUCGUGCCCGGUGUCAAACCCGUGCCGAUUCCUGAAAUCGAAACUCCAGGACUUGAGGUUGAUCCCGUUCCUAUCGUACCAGGUGUAAAGCCGGUACCAAUUCCCGAAAUUGAAACUCCGGGAAUUGAAGUGGAUCCCGUUCCAGUCGCACCAGGCGUCAAACCCUUGCCCCUUCCAGUUCAACCGGGAGUGAAACCUCUGCCACUUCCAGUACCAGAGGUCGAACAGCCUGUACCAAUUGUGCCAGGUGUCAAGCCUGUACCAAUUCCCGAAAUCGAAACCCCAGGACUUGAAGUUGAUCCCGUCCCAAUUGUACCAGGCGUAAAACCAGUACCAAUUCCCGGAAUUGAAACCCCAGGACUUGAAGUAGAUCCCGUCCCAGUCGUACCAGGCGUCAAACCUUUGCCCCUUCCAGUUCAACCAGGAGUGAAACCUCUACCACUUCCAGUACCAGAGGUAGAACAGCCUGUACCCAUUGUGCCAGGUGUCAAGCCUGUGCCAAUUCCCGGAAUCGAAACCCCAGGACUUGAAGUUGAUCCCGUCCCAAUCGUACCAGGUGUAAAACCAGUACCAAUUCCCGGAAUUGAAACUCCAGGACUUGAAGUUGAUCCAGUCCCAGUCGUACCAGGAGUUAAACCUUUGCCACUUCCAGUCGUACCAGGAGUUAAACCUUUGCCACUUCCAGUUCAACCAGGAGUGAAACCUCUACCACUUCCAGUGCCAGAGGUAGAAGAGCCUGUACCCAUUGUUCCAGGUGUCAAGCCUGUACCAAUUCCCGGAAUCGAAACCCCAGGACUUGAAGUUGAUCCCGUCCCAAUCGUACCAGGUGUAAAACCAGUACCAAUUCCCGGAAUUGAAACUCCAGGACUUGAAGUAGAUCCCGUUCCAGUCGUACCAGGCGUCAAACCUUUGCCCCUUCCAGUUCAACCAGGAGUGAAACCUCUACCACUUCCAGUACCAGAGGUAGAACAGCCUGUACCCAUUGUGCCAGGUGUCAAGCCUGUGCCAAUUCCCGGAAUCGAAACCCCAGGACUUGAAGUUGAUCCCGUCCCAAUCGUACCAGGUGUAAAACCAGUACCAAUUCCCGGAAUUGAAACUCCAGGACUUGAAGUUGAUCCAGUCCCAGUCGUACCAGGAGUUAAACCUUUGCCACUUCCAGUCGUACCAGGAGUUAAACCUUUGCCACUUCCAGUCGUACCAGGAGUUAAACCUUUGCCACUUCCAGUUCAACCAGGUGUAAAACCUCUUCCACUCCCAAUACCAGAAGAAGAAGAAUCAGUUGUACCCAUCAUACCAGGUGUCAAGCCUGUACCAAUUCCCGGAAUCGAAACCCCAGGACUUGAAGUUAACCCCGUUCCAAUCGUACCAGGCGUGAAACCAGUACCAAUUCCCGGAAUUGACAUUCCCAUCAUUGAAGUUCCAGUUGUACCAGGAGUGAAACCCCUUCCACUCCCAGUUCAACCAGGAGUGAAACCCCUUCCACUUCCAGUGCCAGAGGUAGAACAACCUGUACCCAUUGUGCCAGGUGUCAAGCCUGUACCAAUUCCCGGAAUCGAAACCCCAGGAAUUGAAGUUGAUCCCGUUCCAAUCGUACCAGGUGUCAAACCUGUACCAAUUCCCGGAAUUGACAUUCCCAUCAUUGAAGUUCCAGUUGUACCAGGAGUGAAACCGUUGCCUCUUCCAGUUCAACCAGGAGUAAAACCUCUGCCACUUCCAGUGCCCGAGGUAGAAGAACCAGUUGUACCCAUUGUACCAGGUGUCAAGCCUGUACCAAUUCCCGGAAUCGAAACCCCAGGAAUUGAAGUUAAUCCAGUUCCAAUCGUACCAGGUGUCAAACCUGUACCAAUUCCCGGAAUUGAUAUUCCCAUCAUUGAAGUUCCAGUGGUACCAGGAGUGAAACCGUUGCCUCUUCCAGUUCAACCAGGAGUAAAACCUCUGCCACUUCCAGUGCCCGAGGUAGAAGAACCAGUUGUACCCAUUGUACCAGGUGUCAAGCCUGUACCAAUUCCCGGAAUCGAAACCCCGGGAAUUGAAGUUGAUCCCGUUCCAAUCGUACCAGGUGUCAAACCUGUACCAAUUCCCGGAAUUGAUAUUCCCAUCAUUGAAGUUCCAGUGGUACCAGGAGUGAAACCGUUGCCUCUUCCAGUUCAACCAGGAGUAAAACCUCUGCCACUUCCAGUGCCCGAGGUAGAAGAACCAGUUGUACCCAUUGUGCCAGGUGUCAAGCCUGUACCAAUUCCCGGAAUCGAAACCCCAGGUCUUGAAGUUAAUCCCGUCCCAAUCGUACCAGGUGUAAAACCUGUACCAAUUCCCGGAAUUGACAUUCCCAUCAUUGAAGUUCCAGUGGUACCAGGAGUGAAACCGCUGCCUCUUCCAGUUCAACCAGGAGUGAAACCUCUACCACUUCCAGUGCCAGAGGUAGAACAGCCUGUACCCAUUGUGCCAGGUGUCAAGCCUGUACCAAUUCCCGGAAUCGAAACCCCAGGACUUGAAGUUGAUCCCGUUCCAAUCGUACCAGGUGUCAAACCUGUACCAAUUCCCGGAAUCGAAACCCCAGAAUUUGACAUAGAUCCCGCACCAAUUCCCGGCAUUGAUUUCCCAAUCGUAGACCCUCCAGUUGUAGUACCAGGAGUGAAACCUCUGCCUCUUCCAGUCCAACCAGGAGUCAAACCUCUCCCACUUCCAGUACCAGAAGUAGAAGACAAACCAUCUAUUGGUGUUUUGCCAGCACCAGUAGGAGAAUGUGACAGCUACUUGGCAGCCAUAUUGACGAAACUUAACGGAUUUUAUUAGAUAUAGCAACAAUUAAAUGUUCAAAUUGUAGACUAGAAGCAAAUACAAAAAAAAAACAAGAUCCGUUCGAGUGUUUAGAUGAUGUGAAAGGAGAUGAGACACUCGGACCUACAAAACUGGAAAAUAGUUUUGGUGUACUAUAUUUUUGUAUAUAUGUAUGUCUCAAUCCAGUAUAACAAUUAAAUUAUUCUUGUAUAUAA
Zophobas morio is the source of this 3192-nucleotide messenger RNA. Its product is annotated as basic proline-rich protein-like. The coding region runs from base 65 to 2992 and encodes 975 amino acids. The record is from RefSeq and is a predicted model, not a curated record. The transcript is spliced from 2 exons. Lineage: Eukaryota; Metazoa; Arthropoda; Insecta; Coleoptera; Tenebrionidae.